Morchella importuna is the source of this 294-nucleotide messenger RNA. RefSeq lists its product as uncharacterized. The record is from RefSeq and is a predicted model, not a curated record. Lineage: Eukaryota; Fungi; Ascomycota; Pezizomycetes; Pezizales; Morchellaceae. The transcript is spliced from 6 exons. Bases 1 to 294 code for a protein of 97 amino acids.
AUGAAUACUCUAGAGCAAACACACUCAGAGUGUGAUUCCAACCUUUUGAACCAUUUGAAUGGUAUUUCAACGCAGGCUACCUUUGCAUGCGUGCGUAAGUUACAGGGCACUUUUGUGGCAUGUAAUUCAAUCCGUGCCAGCAGGAAUUUACUAUCGAUCUGCUUUCUUGAUAUUACUAGAAUUUUAUGCCUUGGUGUCUUGUCUUCUUGCGUACUCUACAAGUUAACACAGUUGCAACUACAUUGCUCCGAAACCCAGCCAGCGCAGCUUCAAAGAUCAAAUUUUACUGUCUAA